Molecule: messenger RNA, 1395 nt
Organism: Lathyrus sativus (Indian pea)
Lineage: Eukaryota; Viridiplantae; Streptophyta; Magnoliopsida; Fabales; Fabaceae
Source: the annotation of a GenBank genome assembly
AUGGGUGGACUUGAUUUUGUUAGGACAAUCAUUGCAAGAAUAGUUUUUGAACCUGUGCUUCCGAUGUCCCGAAAGUUUAAUGAAAUGAAUGCACAGUACAUAACGCGUCUGAAAGAGGGUAUUCGAGAAUUCAUGCUCAGUUCAGAUAACCAUGGACAAAUACUUGCUUUUCAAAAGGUUUUGAUGAACAGGUCUGAUAUAACCUUGGAUGUUCUAGUGAAGUGUCAUCGAGUGCAACUGGAAAUUUUGGUUGCUUUAAAAACAGGUUUAACCCAUUAUCUUCACCUAGAUGAUAAUAACAUUUCAUCGUCUGAUUUAGCUCAAGUAUUUCUAAGCUUGAAGUGUAGGAAUGUUACAUGUCAAAGUCAGUUGCCUGUCGAUGAAUGUGAUUGCAAGGUUUGUGUGCAGAAGAAUGGUUUUUGCAGGGAAUGUAUGUGUCUUGUGUGUUCUAAGUUUGACAACGCGUCAAACACAUGUAGUUGGGUUGGGUGUGAUGUUUGUCUUCACUGGUGUCACACUGAUUGUGGAUUACGAGAAUCUUAUAUCAGAAAUGGGCAUACUACUGGAACUAAAGGGACGACUGAGAUGCAGUUUCACUGCAUUGCUUGUGAUCACCCUUCCGAGAUGUUUGGCUUUGUCAAAAAGGUGUUUCAAAGUUUUUCAAAAGAGUGGUCAGCCGAAUCUCUUCGCAAGGAACUAGAAUAUGUGAAAAGGAUCUUUUCUGCUAGCAAGGAUAUAAGAGGGAGGCAGUUGCACGAGAUUGCAGAUCAAAUACUGCCGAGGCUGACUAAGUCUAACCUUCCUGAGGUUCUGAGACACAUCAUGUCUUUCCUUUCUGAUUGUGAUUCUUCCAAAUUAACCAUGACAACAAACUUUUCUGGGAAGGAACAAGUCAAAGAAAACAAUGGGGUAGCUGGGCCCAGCCAGGAAGCUGCUUGGCUGAAAUCUAUUUAUUCAGAAAAGCCACCACUAUUAGAAAGACCUCCAAACGUCCUUCCAAGAUUUGACCAGAAUGAUAAAAGGACACUGGUGCAGGAGUUGCAGAUGAGUAGUGUUCAAAAGGACUUUGGUUUUGAUGAAUUGGAAAGUAUAGUAAAAAUCAAACAUGCAGAGGCUAAAAUGUUUCAAUCUCGUGCUAAUGAUGCAAGGAGAGAAGCCGAAGGGUUGAAACGCAUUGCCCUUGCAAAGAGUGAGAAAAUUGAAGAAGAGUAUACCAGUCGACUUGCCAAAUUGCGGUUCACUGAGACGGAUGAGUUGCGUAAACAAAAGAUUGAAGAACUCCAAGCAUUGGAGAGGGCACAUCUGGAGUAUUUGAACAUGAAAAGGAGAAUGGAGUCAGAGAUUAAAAAUCUGUUAUCCAAAAUGGAAGCUACUAAAAUGAAACUUGCUAUGUGA